ACUCCACUCUACUCUAGCUUGCUAGCUACUCACCACCCUUAGCUCAGCUCUCUUUCCCGGAAGCUCGAUCUCUCCGGCGAGUAGUACUAAUUAAGAAAAAUGGAUACAAUUGCAAGGAGAGUGGUGGGAAGCAUCACACUGAUCCUGAGUUACUUGAAAUGGGGAUGGGAUAUUCUGCUCCAUAUCUCCUUCUUCCAUCCCCACUGCCCCUCCCACCUUCUUCUUCAGGACCCGACCGCCGCCGCCACGUCAGCUCACUACAGUCCCCUCCGCCGCGGCGGUGGUGCGGCGGGCGAGGAAGCCGAGUGCGCGGUGUGCUUGUCCAAGAUCGAAGGAGGCGACGAAGUCCCGGAGCUGACGUGUCAGCACGCGUUUCAUCAAGUUUGUCUCGACAGAUGGACGCACUACUCGUUCUUCACCCGCCGCCGCCAUCCCACGUGCCCGCUCUGCCGCCGUUCCUUGACCGGGCGACCAGAAGAAGUGGUCGUGUUCGACUUUGCUCGGUUCGUUUGCUCCGAUGAUGAUGCCCGCCACACCUGGUGGCUCCGCUAGCUAGCUAAGAAGUGGUGUUAAGUGAUCCGUUUUUAACCAUUCGAGUUAUUGACAUCGGUUGGUUUAUAUAACUAAUAGGCUUCCCGCAGCAUGCAACUUACUGUAUGAAAUAUAAAAUAAUGUAUCUGUG
Linum trigynum is the source of this 682-nucleotide messenger RNA. The record is from the annotation of a GenBank genome assembly. Lineage: Eukaryota; Viridiplantae; Streptophyta; Magnoliopsida; Malpighiales; Linaceae.